Canariomyces notabilis is the source of this 2475-nucleotide messenger RNA. RefSeq names its product cysteine proteinase. Gene Ontology annotation, cellular component: nucleus; cytosol. Gene Ontology annotation, molecular function: cysteine-type deubiquitinase activity. The transcript is spliced from 4 exons. The coding region runs from base 1 to 2475 and encodes 824 amino acids. Lineage: Eukaryota; Fungi; Ascomycota; Sordariomycetes; Sordariales; Chaetomiaceae. The record is from RefSeq and is a predicted model, not a curated record. Gene Ontology annotation, biological process: protein deubiquitination.
AUGGCGGGGUUCUUCCAGAAGCUCAUAGGUGGUGGCAAUGCUGUCUCGAAACCAGAUAACAGUGCCUCGGUCAAAGGCAAGAAGGACGAGCCCCCUCAAGACCUAACGCCGGUAGAGAAACUCUUGUACAAUGCCGGUCCGAUCCGGGAGGAUGGUAGCGACAAGUUCUUUGGUUUAGAGAAUUUUGGGAGCACCUGUUAUUGCAACUCGAUUGUACAGGUGCUAUAUCACUCGGAACAUUUUCGAGAAAAUGUAGUCAAAUAUCCACCAGUCUCCCCCAGCUGGACAGAGAGAAAGGUCAACGUCACCAUACGGCCUCCUCCGCAGGCAAACGGAACUGCCGCCGGCCCUGCGAAGGGGCAGCCGGCCACGAAGCCCCGACAAUCCUUUAGUGGCGGCCAGCUAGCUCCUCCAGUACCACCUUUACGGCCAGAGGACAAGCCAGACUCACCCGAAUACAAGAAGAAGCAGGCCAUGAUAAGGGGCCCAAUACUGGAGCUUGCGCAGGAGUCUAGCGAAGCCUACGGGAUGCAAGAGUGCACUUUCACCUGCCUCAAAGACAUCUUUAUGGCACUCAUCGAGAGCCAAUCCAGGACAGGCGUGCUAAGCCCCCAGAGAUUCCUCGAGAUUUUCAAGCGUGACAACGAGGGUUUCCGCAAUUCAAUGCACCAGGACGCUCACGAGUUCUAUGGAAUAGUUCUCAACGACGUUAUUGCCAAUGUGGAAGCCAAUGCUAAGCGCAUGCAAGAGCUAACCGAGAGCACGAGCGGAAACGGGCAUGCCGUGUCAAACGAGACAGCGCCAUCGCAUAUAAACACAACAUUUGGGACUGGAACACCAGGAACAGGCUGGGUGCAUGAUAUAUUUGAAGGCGUGUUAACCUCAGAAACGAGGUGCUUAGCCUGCGAGACGGCAUCACAGCGGGACGAAACGUUUUUGGACUUGUCAAUCGAUCUCGAACAGCAUUCUUCGGUUACGGCAUGCUUGCAGAGCUUCUCUGCCGAGGAAAUGUUGUGCGAAAGGAACAAGUUCCACUGCGAUCGCUGUGGCGGUUUGCAAGAGGCCGAAAAGCGGAUGAAGAUCAAGAAGCUACCCAAGGUCCUGGCGCUGCAUCUAAAACGGUUCAAGUACACCGAGGAUUUCACCCGACUGCAGAAACUCUUCCACCGCGUUGUCUAUCCUUACCACCUUCGCAUGUUUAAUACGACUGACGAUGUGGAGGAUCCUGACAGGAUGUAUGAGCUUUACGCAGUUGUCGUGCACAUAGGGGGUCAAGCAGUCCAUGGGCACUACGUCGUCGUUAUCAAGACAAAAGACCGCGGCUGGCUGUUGUUUGAUGAUGAGAUGGUAGAGCCGGUCGACAAGAACUUCGUCCUGAACUUUUUCGGAGACAAGCCUGGGAUGGCAUGUGCCUAUGUAUUGUUCUACCAAGAGACGACAUUUGAGAAGGUGCGGGAAGAGAUGGAUGCCGAGGGCCUGGAGCAAGUGAAGCUGGCCAGCCAGGCAGCAGAGCUUGCUGCGAACGCUGAGCAGGUCAACGGCGCAACAUCAGUUCCAAUCCUCAAAGUCAACACGCAAACCUUACCGCCGGCGAGCGAGAAUGAAAUCCUGGCCACUGUGGAACGUCCAAGGUCGACUCCCAAUGACAUUACCAGCCCAGCUCAACCUCCGCCGCCGCUUUCUGAAUCCGAAGCACACCCCUUGAUCGCCGCCCCGCCUCCUGCACCAGCCGUCAUGACAAAGGCAGACGAGGCAGCCACAGUACCGCCGAAGACCAAAGAGGAAAAAGCACGAGAGAAGAGAGAGCUCAGGGCCCAAGAGAAAGCCCAGGAGAAAACACGGAAAGCGGCAGAGAAGGAGCGGGCGCGCCUUGCAGCACAAGAGCGACAGGAGCAAAACAAACUACUACGCGAAGCAUUAAGAAGCGAGCAAGACCAGCUUCAAAAGGCUAUUCGGGAGAGCAAGCAGACAGCGGCUGACGAGGAAAAGCGGCACAAGACGGAAACGUCGGAUGCAGCCGGUCCGGAACGGGGUUCUGACAAUCACAAAAACUCCAGCUCGGGGUUCCUUAGCCUUGCCGACAGGAGUAGGAAGUCAAUGAUGGCGCGGAAAAGCUUCGCGUUCCUCAAGGUCGACAAGGAGAGGGACAAAGACAAGGCCAAGGCCGACAAGGGCGACAGGACGGACCGCAGCGAGGGGAGCAGCGAUAACAGGAGCGACCUGGCCGAUAGCAGCACGACGACGACCACAGGAGCGGGGGAGAGUGCCUCGCACAACCUGCACGCCCAGAACGGGACCGGCGCCCGUACAGCCAGCCCCUUGCCGGCGCGGCUAGGACCGCCCCCGCGGUCCGACACGGCGCCGGCGGCCGUCGAUCGGCUACUUCCAACCCACAAGGACAAACCGCCGCUCAUGGAACGGUUCAGUUUUGGACUGGGCAGGAAGAAGAGCAGCAAGUUUUUGUCUACGUCCUAG